Messenger RNA from Bacillus rossius redtenbacheri, 970 nucleotides. RefSeq lists its product as uncharacterized. NCBI's taxonomy places the organism in Eukaryota, Metazoa, Arthropoda, Insecta, Phasmatodea, Bacillidae. The transcript is spliced from 4 exons. The record is from RefSeq and is a predicted model, not a curated record. The coding region runs from base 169 to 840 and encodes 223 amino acids.
AGCUUUAUCUUACAAGGUUACACAAACGUGAAAAUGAAGUGGUACUUGACCAAAACACAUUUGGUGGUUCGCCGGAGUAUAAAUGCGGGGCUGUGUGCGGCAUCACGCACAGGAGCUCUCUGAAGCGGGGUUCUGGGUUCAACUCCUGCUGCCGGCCACUGCGUCACCAUGCUGUCCUGCGCCGCAGUCCUGCUGCUCGCGGCCUUCACCGCCGCGGAGGGCCUCCCAAAGACCGAGUGCAACUUCUCGGUGGACUACUUGAAGUACAUCUACCAACUCAUCGACGUGGCCGACAUCAACAUCAAGGCCGGCAACGUGUCCGUGUCUUACGAGGAGUACACGGGGGAGUUCAGCCACAAGAACAAAUCGUACGUCCUGGAAGUGCAUAGGACAGGUCUGGCCUCUUCGUUUCCUUCGCUGACAGUGAGCGGGAAAGUGCUGUACUGGGGCAACUCCAGCAUCUUCCACAUGUACACGGACUUCCUGUUCGGAAACCACACGCAAUACUAUACGGGCAGAGUGGGGACGCCUGGAAACCUAACAGAGUUCCACAUCAACGUGACGAAGACCAAUUACACCAUGUCCACGUACAAGAGGUUCAAUAAGAACGGCACCAAUUACAAUCUGACGGCGCAUAUCCUCGACCCAAAAGAGUUCGGGCAUCACCACUACAGCAUUUCCAUUCCUAAAGGACCUCAGGACCUGGUCCAUCGCGUCAGACGAUUCAUCGAAGAAGUCGAAUUGAAACGACUCAGAGACUACACUCUUUUGGCAUUCAAAGCCUAUUCUUAUGUCAUCAUAGAUUUCGUGGACAUCCGAGACUACAUCACUUACUGUUGAAGCGCUCUGAAGAAAACUGUCGACAACACCACACAAUUAUUUGGAUUUUAUAAAAACAAAAUGUAAUCCAUAACAUAAAUUUGUAAAAAAAAUUGUAUUACAUACUUAAGAAUAAAUAUUUCAAGAAUCA